UCCAAAGCCAAAAAAAAAAAAAAGAGUGAAUAUUUCUUUUCUUUUUAUAAUAAAGUCUCAGCAUAAUCAAAGGCAUUUCAAAUUUCAAUAUUCUCAGAAAUCGACAAAUCUGUUCAGUUACCGUACAACAAUGUAUGAGCCACAGCAGUUAUUGGAUUUGCAGGGCAACAAUGGCGGUUUCGGUGGCGGAGCUGAAUCCAAGUCAUGGCUUUCCGGCGAAGACCGUUCUCCAACUCUCCGUCGAACUAAUUCUUCUCUCUCUAAUUCCGCUGCUGCCGGAAAUGUUGACCGUAUGCUAUUCAAUGACCUCGUUGAGAUCGUCCCUCUUGUGCAAUCCCUCAUUGAUCGGAAGGCGAAGUCUUCGUUUACUAGAAGGGGAUCAAUGACCUACACUAAAACUCCUUCGAGAGAGUCGCUUUACAAGAAGACUUCUGAAGCAAAAGGAAGGAAUGCAGCUCAAUCAGUUGCAAUGAAAAGGAACAGGAACCAAAAUAAAAAUGUUGCUGGUGACCAAGAUGGAUGUGCUGAUAACGUUUCAAUGCUUUCCUCAAGAUCAUAUUUGUCAGAUAAAGAUAGAGAAGAGUUGAUGGCUUUGAGGGAGCAAGUGGAGGAUUUGCAAAAGAAAUUAUCUGAGAAAGAUGAACUUUUGAAGGAAGUAGAGAUCUCAAAGAAUGAAAUGGCUUCUAUUUAUGCUAAACUAGAUGAAAUGAAGAAGGAAUAUGCAGAAAAAGACUCUUUACUCAAAACGACUCAAGCGCAACUAUCUGAUGCAAAGGUUAAGUUAGCUGACAAGCAGGCAGCUGUGGAGAAGUUAGAAUGGGAAGCUAUGACUUCCAGCAAGAAAGUGGAGAAACUACAGGAAGAUUUAGAGAUUGUGCGGCGAGAAGUGACAUGGUUCAUGCAGUUUGUUCAACAAUUAACAAAGAACCAUUCUAGCGCUUUAGCUGAAGAUUAUGAUGUUAUACCUUAUUUUUGCAACAAGAGCAUUGAAGCCGAUCACCCAAAUGAAAUAGGAAUGCAGGAAGUACAGUUCGCAAGAGAAGCUUAUAUUGCAGCAAUUGCUGCUGUUAAAGAAAAUCAAGAUGAAGCAUCUUUUUCCGCAGCUGCCAAAGCAAGAUUAUAUCUGCAGUCACUUGUUCUAACAUAAACAUGGAUUCUAGUUGGGAAAUUGAUUGCUAUAGUUUAUAUGCAAUUGCUAUGCAAGUGAUGUUGUUUAAAUAAUUAAUGGCGACGGUAAAUUUCUCAAUAUUUAAGAAAUGUGUCCAUGGUUGGUUGCUGAUGUACAGAAGCUCUCUGUUGCCACUUUUAAGUGUAACUAGUGAGUGAUGUGCUAGAAUUCUGGACAGUAUUGUUGAAUGUCACUUUUAUUUUUGGGGGGCUCGACCUUCCCAUUUCGA
Messenger RNA from Capsicum annuum, 1397 nucleotides. RefSeq names its product protein MICROTUBULE BINDING PROTEIN 2C. The transcript has 5 exons. Lineage: Eukaryota; Viridiplantae; Streptophyta; Magnoliopsida; Solanales; Solanaceae. Gene Ontology annotation, molecular function: microtubule binding. Bases 131 to 1147 code for a protein of 338 amino acids. Gene Ontology annotation, biological process: plasmodesmata-mediated intercellular transport. The record is from RefSeq and is a predicted model, not a curated record.